CGUAAGUUGUCGAGUUUUGAGUAAAUAAAUACGAGCAGCGCAGCGAACUGAUCUAAUGAAAGUUCGUAAAAGUGUUUCUGUAGGUACGUAGGCGAGGAGACGAUGCAGCAAGAGUUGCUGAAGCUGUCAUCUGUGCUUGACAGCGCUUGUACAAUCCACGAUGCUCAUCAAACGAGAAAGGUCUUCAGAAAGAUUCACCUGCUUUCGACGCGAGGUCACGAUCUUUCACCACUUGCUGGCAAGAUACUGAAGUUCUUAUCCUACAACGACAUUGCCGUGAAGAAAACGAUAUACUUUUUCAUACAACGGUCCUGUAACAAACCAGAUGUCGCUCUUCUUGCCCUCAAUGCCCUUCUCAAAGACACGCGAGACCCAAACCCAUUCUACAGAGCCCUGUCUGUGAAUACUCUAGUUUCUUCUCCGUUGGUUGCGGAACAGGGACUUCACUACGUCAUAACCGCUCUCGAUGACGCAAGCGCGCACGUAAGACGCAGCGCCGUGGCCUCCUGUUGUGAACUUUAUAACAACUUCCCAAAGGUCGUCGAGGAACGGGAAGUUAUAGACAAGCUGUAUGGGAUGAUUUUAGAUCAAGACCCAAUCGUCAUCAUGCUGUGCCUUAAUGCUCUAGAUUACAUGCUCAAAUCGGAAGGUGGAAUAACGAUAAACAAGAAGAUUGCUCACUAUCUCCUCACAAAACUGGGCGCAUUUCAGCAGUGGGGUUUGUUACGGGUAUUCGAGCUUCUGCUGAAGUACAAACCUGAGUCCGAGCACGAAGCUCUGACGUUCAUCAACUGCUUAGACGAAUACUUAACUGCAAACAGCGUCGCCGUACAGAUUGCAGCUUUCCACUUGUUCUGCAGCACGCUUUCCGGCACACUGGACCACCUGCUCCACGAUGGUUUGGAACAAGUGUGGUCGAAAUUACGGAUUCAGCUAGUGUUCGGCGAAGAGGAAGUCACCCAGAACAUUCUGGACUGGGUCGAACCACACGUUGAGAGCUACGCGGACAUAUUUACGCCGUACUGGCGUCAGUUCUGUUGCCAUUUUACGGAAUCGCCGUCGACCAAAUGCAAGCGGAUACAGAUUCUCGAGCAGCUGGCCAACGAAAAGACUGCCGACGAAAUCGCGGAAGAGUUGAUGGCGUAUUGCCCCAGCGUUGAUAUCGAAGUUAACAAGCUGGUGCUGAAAGUUUUGGUUGAUCUCACAAAUAAGUUCUCAUCGCUCAACGAUAAGGUAGUCUCUUAUCUUCUGGUUCUGCUCGAAGCACCGGAAGAAUCUCUAGUUUCCGAGGUCUUAUCAGCGGCCUGUCAACUUAAAGUAGCCAGCCAACAGGACGUUCAACAACAGAUCUUGGAGGCCGUGGUCCGACGGGACUGGACGUAUGCAAGCACCAGCGCAAAGUGCAUAGUCCUGACCACGAUUUCAGAGUACGGUCGGGAGCUGGAGCAGGCGCCCUACGUGCUGGAAGAGUACGUAGAGAAUCUGAACGCGGAGGAAGACGUCCUGGUCAAGCAUUCGUUGUUGAAUACGGCUCUGCGGCUGUUCUUUGCUCGCCCUCCCGAAAUGCAGACCAUUCUGGGGUCCCUCUUAGACGCCCUGUCCAAGGACAGCGAUCCGUUUCUACGGCAACAGGCUAUUUUGUACUACAGACUGUUAGAAGAUGAUAUGGAGACUGCAGAAAAAGUGCUGAAGUGUUGAUUCGGUGCAUUUUUUUUAAAUACGAGUAUAUUUAGCAGCCGUUCAGUAUUUUUAUUUUUCGUGAGCGCAAUCAGUACGUUAUCUUGCAAUCUUAUAUAACAUAAAUAUAUUUUUAUUCGCUCAGUGUA
Molecule: messenger RNA, 1826 nt
Organism: Ornithodoros turicata
Lineage: Eukaryota; Metazoa; Arthropoda; Arachnida; Ixodida; Argasidae
Product: AP-4 complex subunit beta-1-like
Exons: 3
Coding region: 103-1698 (531 amino acids)
Biological process (GO): intracellular protein transport; vesicle-mediated transport
Cellular component (GO): membrane coat
Source: RefSeq, a predicted model, not a curated record